AUGGCGCUCGGUAUGUUGGACAUUGCGCAAGCACAAGCAUUAUACGAUGUGGCCAGGAAGUGGUUCGCAAUCGUACCGCCUCUCCAAGUGCCCAUCACUUUCUUCAUUGGCGCACCUUUCGGACGGUUCGCGCCAGAGAACGAGAGCAUAUUUCUCGUGGACGGCAUCAAGGCAUGGAUUGCCAUGGAGCUCGUUGCGCCCAUCGCGUUCACCUACACAUACCUGCAAUCUCCGCUCUCCCCGACGCAUAGUAUUCCCCCGCUGACGCUGAGCACACCCGCGACACUCCUCGCCGCCUUCUUCCUGCUGCACUACCUGAACCGCUCUCUCGUCUCGCCGCUGCGCUCCCCCGCGCGCUCCAAGUCACACAUCAUCGUCCCCCUCUUCGCCAUCGUUUUCAACGUUGUGAACGGCUGUCUCAUGGGCACGUACCUCUCGUCGCCCGGCGCGCAGACUUUCCUCGCUGAAGCCUUUGCGCGCCCGCUCUUCUGGCUCGGCGUCGGCAUGUGGGCCGCGGGAUUAGCGGGCAACGUCCUGCAUGACGAGGUGCUCCUCGAUAUUCGGCGGAAGGCCAAGGCGAAGGGUAAGGCCCGCGAGAGCAUAGGGGACGGGAAGAACAAGCAGGAGUACUACGCCAUUCCUCACGGGUACCUCUACAGCCUCAUCUCGUACCCUAACUACUUCUGCGAGUGGUGCGAGUGGCUCGGAUUCGCGCUCGCUGCAGCUCCGCUGCCGUCGUUUGCGUCGGGUACAGCGCUCAUGGCGACGCUCAGCCCCCCGUAUUUAUUCUUCCUUUCAGAAUUAUCCGUCAUGCUCCCGCGCGCCUACAGGGGCCACCAGUGGUAUCGUAGCCGUUUUCCGGACUAUCCGAAAGAGAGGAAGGCUGUCAUUCCGUUCCUGUUCUGA
Molecule: messenger RNA, 906 nt
Organism: Sparassis crispa
Lineage: Eukaryota; Fungi; Basidiomycota; Agaricomycetes; Polyporales; Sparassidaceae
Exons: 3
Coding region: 1-906 (301 amino acids)
Biological process (GO): lipid metabolic process
Molecular function (GO): oxidoreductase activity, acting on the CH-CH group of donors
Source: RefSeq, a predicted model, not a curated record